This is a messenger RNA of Myripristis murdjan (pinecone soldierfish), 2868 nucleotides long. Its product is annotated as protein NLRC3-like. The transcript is spliced from 6 exons. Gene Ontology annotation, molecular function: protein binding. The annotation marks the transcript as partial. The record is from RefSeq and is a predicted model, not a curated record. NCBI's taxonomy places the organism in Eukaryota, Metazoa, Chordata, Actinopteri, Holocentriformes, Holocentridae.
AGCAUCAGAGAGGCUUUUCUGCAGAUCACACUGCACCUCCUGAGGAGAAUGAAGCAGGAGGAGCUGGCUGAGCGUUUGCACAGCAUGUGCCAACGUAAACUCAAAUCUAAUCUGAAGCAGAAGUUUCAGUGUGUGUUUGAGGGGAUUGCCAAAGCAGGAAACUCAACACUUCUGAACCAGAUCUACACAGAGCUGUACAUCACAGAGGGAGAGAGUCAAAAGGUCAAUGAGGAACAUGAAGUCAGACAGAUUGAAACAGCAUCCAGGAAACCAGCAGAAGCAGAAACACUGAUAAAAUCUGAAGACAUCUUUAAACCUUUACCUGGAAAAGAUAAGCCAAUCAGAACACUGAUGACAAAGGGAGUGGCUGGCAUUGGGAAAACAGUCUUAACACAGAAGUUCACUCUGGACUGGGCUGAAGAUAAAGUCAAUAAGCACAUAGAGUUCACAUUUCCAUUCACUUUCAGAGAGCUGAAUCUGCUGAAAGAGAAAAAGUUCAGUUUUGUGGAACUUCUUCAUCACUUCUUCACUGAGACCAAAGAAGCAGGAAUCAGCAGGUUUGAGCAGUUCCAGGUUGUGUUGAUCUUUGACGGUCUGGAUGAGUGUCGACUUCCUCUGGACUUCAACAACAACCAGAUCCUGACUGAUGUUACAGAGUCCACCUCAGUGGACGUUCUGCUGACAAACCUCAUCACUGGGAACCUGCUUCCCUCUGCUCGCCUCUGGAUAACCACACGACCCGCAGCGGCCAAUCAGAUCCCUCCUGAGUGUGUUGACAUGGUGACAGAGGUGAGAGGCUUCACUGACCCACAGAAGGAGGAAUACUUCAGGAAGAGAUUCAGAGAUGAGGAGCAGGCCAGCAGAAUCAUCUCCCACAUCAAGACGUCACGAAGCGUCCACAUCAUGUGCCACAUCCCAGUCUUCUGCUGGAUCACUGCUACAGUUCUGGAGGACGUGUUGAAAAUCAGUCAGAGAGGACAGCUGCCCAAGACCCUGACUGAGAUGUACAUCCACUUCCAGCUUGUUCAGUCCAAACAAGGGAACAUCAAGUAUCACAGCAGAGCUGAGACAGAUCCACACUGGACUCCAGAGACCAGGGAGAUGAUCCAGUCUCUGGGAAAACUGGCUUUUGAGCAGCUGGAGAAAGGCAACCUGAUCUUCUAUGAAGCAGACCUGGCAGAAUGUGGCCUUGAUAUCAGAGCAGCCUCAGUGUACUCAGGAGUGUUCACACAGAUCUUUAAAGAGGAGCGUGGGCUGUACCAGGACAAAGUUUUCUGCUUCGUCCAUCUGAGCCUUCAAGAGUUUCUGGCUGCUCUUUAUGUCUUUCUGACCUUCAUCAACUCUGGUGUGAACCUGCUGACAGAGCAACAACCGACCUCCAGUUGGUUUACAGUAUUCAGCCAGAAAUCUAAAUUAAAACUCCUCCUCCAGAAUGCUGUGGACAAGGCCUUACAGAGUCCAAAUGGACACCUGGACUUGUUUCUCCGCUUCCUCCUGGGUCUUUCAAUGGAGACCAACCAGCGUCUCCUACGAGGCCUGCUGACACAGACAGGAAGUAGCUCACAGACCAACCAGGAAACAGUCCAGUACAUCAAGAAGAAGAUCAAAGAGAAUCCCUCUCCAGAGAGAAGCAUCAACCUGUUCUACUGUCUGAAUGAGCUGAAUGACAAUUCUCUAGUGAAGCAGAUCCAACAGCACCUGAGUUCAGGAAGUCUCUCCACAGACAAACUCUCUCCUGCUCAGUGGUCAGCUCUGGUCUUCAUGUUGCUGUCAUCAGAAGAAAAACUGGAUGUGUUUGACCUGAAGAAGUACUCUGCUUCUGAGGAGGCUUUUAUGAAACUGUUGCCAGUGGUUGAAGUCUCCAAAACAUCUCUGCUGAGUGGCUGUAAUCUGUCAGAGAGAAGCUGUGAGGCUCUGGCCUCAGUUCUCAGCUCCCAGUCCUCCAGUCUGAGAGAGCUGGACCUGAGCAACAAUGACCUGCAGGAUUCAGGAGUGAAGCGUCUCUCUGCUGGACUGGAGAGUCCAAACUGCAGACUGAAGGCUCUCAGGCUGUCAGGCUGUCUGCUCACACAGGAAGGCUGUGCUGCUCUGGCCUCAGCUCUGAGCUCCAACCCCUCCCAUCUGAGAGAGCUGGACCUGAGCUACAAUCAUCCAGGAGCCUCAGGAGAGAAGCUGCUCUCUGCUGGACUGGAGGAUCCAACCUGGAGCCUGGAGGCUCUCAGGGUGGACCAUGGUGGAAAGCAGAUGUUGAAACCAGGCCUGAGGAAGUAUUCCUGUCAAGUCAAACUGGACCCAAACACAGCAAACAGACACCUCAAACUGUCUGAGGACAACAGGAAGGUGAGAGGGGUGGAAGAGAAGCAGCCAUAUCCUGAUCACCCAGAGAGAUUUGACUUCUAUCAACAGGUGAUGUGUGGAACUGGUCUGACUGGGAGGUGUUACUGGGAGGUCGAGUGGGAGAGAUGGGUUGAUAUCGGAGUGACUAACAGAGGAAUCAGCAGAAGAGGAGACAGUGAUGACUGCAGGCUUGGAGGAAACGACAAAUCCUGGAGUCUAGAGUGUGAUGAUAGAGGAGGUUUCACUGCCCGACACAAAAACAGAUCAACAGACGUUCGUGUCCGUCUCUCCUCCUCCUCCUCCUCCUCCUCCUCCUCCUCCUCCUCCUCCUCUAACAGAGUAGCAGUGUAUCUGGACUGGCCUGCUGGCUCUCUGUCCUUCUACAGCGUCUCCUCUGACGCUCUGAUCCACCUCCACACCUUCACCUGCACCUUCACUGAACCUCUGUACCCUGGGUUUGGGUUUUGGCUGCCCGGUUCCUCAGUGUCUCUGUGUCUGAUGGAGUAAAGAAACACUCAAAGUGCUGAAACA